Saccharomycodes ludwigii is the source of this 3708-nucleotide messenger RNA. It is a transcript of the gene ADR1, whose product is annotated as DNA-binding transcription factor ADR1. Gene Ontology annotation, cellular component: chromatin. The record is from RefSeq and is a predicted model, not a curated record. Lineage: Eukaryota; Fungi; Ascomycota; Saccharomycetes; Saccharomycodales; Saccharomycodaceae. Gene Ontology annotation, molecular function: RNA polymerase II cis-regulatory region sequence-specific DNA binding; DNA-binding transcription factor activity, RNA polymerase II-specific. The coding region runs from base 1 to 3708 and encodes 1235 amino acids. The transcript has a single exon. Gene Ontology annotation, biological process: regulation of transcription by RNA polymerase II.
AUGUUUGCUAGGAUGAAUAAAGAGAUUAAUACUGGCUCGGUGGCUGCUGUCUCAAACACAUGUUCCAACAGUACGUCCAAUACUACAAAUAACAACAACAUGAGAGCCAAAAUUAAUCAAACUUCAUCCAUUUUGCCGAAUAAUUUAAAAUUAAAUGGUACAACACCAAGUGGAAAACCGAGAUUGUUUGUUUGUUCCGUUUGCUCAAAGGCUUUUGCUAGACAGGAACAUCUAAGUAGACAUGAAAGAUGCCAUACCAAAGAAAAACCCUAUAUUUGCGGAUUAUGCAAUAAAUGUUUUACUAGAAGGGAUUUAUUAGUUAGACAUGCGCAUAAAUUACAUGCUGGUGAUAUUGGUGAUGCCGUAUUUUUAACUGCUGAAAAUAAAAGAAUAAAAUUGAGAAAGGGCAAGGCCUCCAUGGGCAUUGAUAACACCACUGUUACUACCAAAAAAUAUAAGAGGAGAGCUUCUUUUUCUGCCCAAACUGCCGAUAAUUAUACUGGAAGGAAAAGAAAAUUACAGCAAUUUCAAACGGCUAUUCCAGAGAAUCAAGAUUCGGGUGAUACUUGGAAUUCUACUUUUACCACAAAUAAUACCACCAAAAGGGAAAAUAGUAAUAGUAAUAGUACAAGUGACAUAAUAAGUACGGUAAAAUUUAGUACACCACAAUUAUUACCGAUAGAUUUGGUUACUGCUGAUAAUACACUGAAUAUGUUUUUAAGUUUGGAAAAUUUAGCGGAUAUUGGGCCCUAUGAUAAUGCCAACAAUUCUGGAAGCACUGCUGCCGUUUCUAUUCCCACGCAUGGCAUAAAUAAUACUAAAAAGAUGGGAACUAUUAAUUUGAAUAAAAAAUAUGACACAGGUUUAGAAUUUUUCGGAUUCUCUGAAAAAAAGAAUUGGUUUGUUGAAGUUAAUAACAACAAAUUAAGUAGUAGAGAUGCUAAUAAUAUUGCUUCUGGCAGUGGUGAUAGUGGUACUAUCGAUACCAAUUAUAAUACUAACACCAACAAUAAAACAUGGAAUAUAGAUCCUUUAACCAAUAAAUUGGAGGUUAAAAGUUUAUUUGGUAAUAACAAUAAUGAUAUUAAUAAUAAAACUGAAGAUGAUAAUAAUAAUAAUAAUAAUAAUAAUAAUAAUGUUGAUAGCAGGAUUUGCACUAAGGAUAUUGGGAACAAAAUAAACAGAAAAAAUAAAAGGAAUAAUAAUAAUAAUAAUGAUAAUAAGCCCGAUUUGGGUUCCAUGAAUCUUAUUAAGGAAAACUUAUAUUCUGCAGCAGAAUUAAACACAAGAAAUACUAAUCAUAUUUUUAUUCCUCCAAGUGACAUCAGCAGCAGUGAUAGUAGUAACAAUUUACAAUCAACGUCCACCACAGUUGCUGCAAAUAAUGCUAUCAGCAGUGUUCCAUUGUUGACAUCCCCUUCUCUUAGUGACGAAUUGAUAUUCGGAAAUUUUAUUUUACCAAGUACUAUUUCAAGUGAAAUAAAUAAUAGCACUAGCAAUGAAAGCAUAUUGGAUCAUAAAAAUAACAAUGACGAAAAGAGGAAUAAAAACGACCAAUUUACCUCUUCAACCUCAUCCUUUGACUCGAUAGGAUACAAUUUUUAUGAUUUAGGGGAAAAUUUCAAUAAAAUAAAUGCCAUAAACACGCUUACAAAUCCAAACUUGUGUGGAAUAGACGAUAGCAAUACUAAUACUAACGUUCAGGUGCCAAUUAUGAUCCAAUUUUUUAACGAAAGAUUUAGAGAUAUGGUUAAUCAAGCUCUAAAUUACUAUGCCAAUUUAACCAAAAACAAUCAUAAUAAAGAAAUUAAUCAGCAUGGCGAAUAUCGUUAUGAUUUGGAAAUACCUUCAAGCUAUGACUUAAACUUGCAUUUGUCCUACUUUAUAAAACAUUUUAUUCCCCAUUAUCCGUUUAUUCACCAAAGUAUUUUUCACAGUACUUUGGAUCAGUUUAUUGAAUAUUGUCACGAUUAUGAAGAAGGAGAGCACAAUUAUUAUGAGGAUGAUAUAGAUUUGGCGUUUUCCAACAUAACAUGUUUGCCAUUAUUUGCAGCUACAUUUGGCUCCUUUUACAAUAAAAAGUCAUCUGGAAACACUACAAAAAACUUAUACGAAAUUUCCAGGAGGGUGUUACAUGUUUAUUUGGAGACUAAAAAAAGGGUUAAAGUUAAUAACUCUAAUCGUAAUAGUGGCAAACUUAAGCGGAAGAAUCUAUGGUUAGUGCAGGCUUUAUCUUUGAAUAUAUUGCUUGGCUUAUUCAAUACUAGUUUAACCUCAAAAAGUCCUAAAGGUACUGCUAAUAACAACAUUGUACUCAAGCAAACUGCUGCAGUAUGUUCUAUACUUAGGUCUAACUGGAGAUUAAAACACAAUAGUACAAAAAAUUCUGCUAAUUACAUUUUAAUGGAAUCUGCAAUUAGAAACACAUUUUUCCUAUUUGAAAUAUGUUCCUUUUUAAAAGUUUUUUACAAUUUCGAUGUGCCAACCACUUUCUUAACCAUUGCUGAUAUAAAUAAUGUUCCUAUCCCAGAUCCCGAAAUUUGUUGGAAUUCAGCUAAUAUCAAUUCAAAUAUUAAGCAUUUGGCUCAAUUUACCAAUGAAAAACCAAUUUUCAACACCUUCUAUCAGGAUUUAGUGGUGGGAAAAUCAAGCCCAAUACCGGAAAGUCUAAUUCCUACGUUACUAUUAUGUGAUUUUCUCAAUGAUAAAUUACAUCCAACCUAUACUCCAUUUUUUUUAACCAAGCUUGAUAUUAAAACUUUACAAUUAAACUUAUCCAGCGAUGCCAAUCCAAUUUUAUUUAACGACGGUCUAAAAUGGAGAAACUCGUUUAUGUCGGUGAAAUUCUACAAUACCAUAGAGCCUGGAUUUGGCAAGUAUAUUUGGAAAAACGAUGAGAUAGGCAACCUUUUCCAGGACUUUUAUUUGAAUUAUAAUGUGUUGUUGGAUCACGGUGACGUUAUUUCGGAUUUUCUUAGUGCUUUAAACUUUUCCAUCAAGAAUAUCAAUCAAGUUUUCUGUCCAUCAUUCGAUGACUACCCGGAUUCAAUGCUAGUCUCAUCAUCAUCGAAUUCCUCGCCCCAUUUAUCUCCAUUAGAUAGAAGGAAUUUUUCAUUGUUCAACUUACAAGGUUAUUUCUAUGAUUUCUUAACAAUUAUACAAUUUUUAAUGAACUUUGAGGAAACCCCAAAUUUUAAAUUGGUUUGUAUCUUUAAGGAUUUAAGUGUGUUGUGUGAGAAGGCUUUAAUUCCAAUUUUGAGCCGUUAUUAUCCCGCUCAGUUUCAAGAAUUCAUAGGACGCCCUACUAAGAUUAAUUUGGGGGCGGAGGAGCAACAAAACAUAGAGUUGACGGAAGUUGCGCCCAUAAAAGUUAAUGUUUUGGAAAAAAAUAUUAAUAAUAUUCUAGUUUAUUCGUUUAAUGACAGUCAUUUUUUGGAAUUAUCGAAUUUUUCUCAGCCUAAUGUCUUUAAUUUUAAUAAAAAUAAUGAAGCCUCUGCUUCUAACGAGGCCCCCUCCAUGCUUACCGGUGAUAACAGAGGAGCUGAAUUGCAAGGAUUCCGUAGUAGAUACCACUUAUCUGAAAAAUAUAUUAGAGUGGCUAGAUUGUUUUUUCAGUAUUGUCUUGAUAAUCAUUCUAAUUGUUAUUUAAUUCAUACCUUUUGUGAAGAUUUUGAAAUUUUAGAAAACUCUCAAAAAUUAAGAAAUUGA